Molecule: messenger RNA, 2513 nt
Organism: Hippocampus zosterae (dwarf seahorse)
Lineage: Eukaryota; Metazoa; Chordata; Actinopteri; Syngnathiformes; Syngnathidae
Product: leptin receptor gene-related protein-like
Exons: 4
Coding region: 273-668 (131 amino acids)
Biological process (GO): late endosome to vacuole transport via multivesicular body sorting pathway; negative regulation of growth hormone receptor signaling pathway
Cellular component (GO): endosome
Source: RefSeq, a predicted model, not a curated record
GAGUCUAACACGUUAUCAUGCGAUGAAAUCAACGAUCUCGACACCAAUGGCUCUGUGACAAUCUCAAGGCCACAUUUGCAAUCGGUUAACCAAUAAACGAAGUCAGGACAAAGUUGAGUCAUUGUGGUCGUCGCAGGAGCUCGUAAGCAUCAACAUUGUCUGUUAAGUCACGUGACCAAGGACAAGGAAGGGAAACCCUGACGAGCGAAGUAGGAAGUCCGGAACGUAAACAAAACCGAAAAGAAACCAAAAUCACCAACUAGUUGUCCACAAUGCCUGGUAUUAAAGACCUGGUCGGGUUGUCUUUUGGUGGCGCCAUCGGUCUGACGUUUCUGUUUCUCGGUUGUGCAGUGGAACAAUAUGGAGUUUACUGGCCAUUGUUUGCACUGAUUUUCUACAUCCUGAGUCCGCUCCCACUCAUCAUAGCCAACCGUGUCAGUGAUGACACAGACUCCUCCAGCAAUGCAUGCAGAGAACUGGCCUAUUUCUUAACAACUGGAAUCGUCGUGUCAGCUUAUGGCUUCCACAUUGUCCUCGCUCAUAGUAGCACAAUCGAGUGGGGUGCCUGUGGUCUUGCGCUGACAGGAAAUACGAUCCUCUUCAUCACAAUCUUCGGCUUUUUUAUGGUCUUUGGAAGAGGCGACGAAUUCAGUUGGGAACAGUGGUAAAGUGUUUUUGUUGGAAGUGGGCAGACACAAGGAUGAAUAGAUGGUCUGACUGACUGUCGGUCGGGUGGGUGGCUGGCUUGGCAGCAGACUAUGCAAUACAGUAAUCCCUCGCUAUAACACGGUUCAUCUUUCACGACGUCGCAGUUUCACAUUUUUUUGUGCACAUUUUUUUUUUUAACAGUGCAUUGUGAUCUGCAUCCUGAUUGGCUAUGGAAUUGUAGACUAAUGUCAACAGUCUUCCACGACUCAUCGCUGUACAGCAUGCCAAAUUUUCUCCAUGACCAAACCCACAACGUCGAUGAAACAUUCUGUACAGUUGCACCCCCGCGAUAAAUGAGGGAUUACUGUACUCAAUUUUGAUUUGAGCGAGGCAACCAAAUUUGAAAUGUGUCGGCUGUCUUGUCAUGGUCUUUAUUAUGGCCUGACACAAAGCCUUGGGCUCUAUUAUUGUGCCUUACAUGUGGGACACCAGAGCCAAACCGUCAACCCACAUAGCUUUAACCACAUAAUUGUAUCUCUAAACCUGUGUUGGCUUACAUUUUUUUAAGCUACUUGGUCUGAUCAAUGGACCGCAAUAAUCAAACCACACUGACUAGCUUGCUGUGUUGUUGCAUUGUCUUUACCAUUGCAAUGGGGUCCGGCUAAUGUAGCUGUACUGCUUGUUUUAAAAAAGUCAUCCUUGUUCAUGCGACAUCUGACAAACACAAGUUGGAUGUCCAAGAGUGAUAAUGUUUAUGUAUCUUGCCAAUGAAAAUAGCUUUUUUUCCCCUGUCAUUUUUAAAGCAUUCGAUUUUUUAUCUUCUGCAAUCAUAAAUAUUCUCACCAAAGAUCAUACGUACCUGCCUGCUGAACGUUUUGGGGAGGCACGUUUUUAUUCAUUCACUGUGUGAACAUGCAGUCUUUUAUAGUCAAGUGUUUUCCCUAUUUCUGAAGACGACAGCAAUAGAAUUUAGACAUUUUACAGGGUGACCCAAAAUGAUUGCAACCAGCACUCCAGCUGAUCAAAUUGUUCUUGAUCAUGGUAUUUAUCGAAAUUUUCAGAUUAUUCGAAAGGAAGGCAUAGCAAAUGGAACCUUCAACAGCUUUUUCUGAAAACGCCGUGGACAACUGAGCAGAGGACGUUUUGCAUGGACAUCUAUUGUCAGACCAGGUCAUUGAAAUCUACGCAGGUGAAAUUUGGAAGGAAGUUCAAGGUAAAUUUAUACUUGGAACAACUCUUGAUUUACAGAUGGGACAAUAAAUUCAGGACCAAAGGAAGGAGCAAUAAAGAUGAAGAGGUCCAAAAGACAAAUGCUAGCCAAGAUCGGAGCUUUUUUAAGUGAGGAAGGAGUGUGCGUGCGUGUGUCGGUGGCGUCAUGAUGGACAUGUGGAGCCCCUUUUAGAAAGGAGAUACAUUUUUAACCACACGGACUAAAGAGCCGUAAUUCUCAGGACUGAAUUGUUAUUGAUUCAGAUAUGGAUUGCAGUCAUUUCGGGUCACCCUGUACAUUUUGAGUGGUGGUCCGUCGUCAUAAUGAGUAAAGGGCAUCCAAAAAGAAAACCAAUGUUGGUGUUUUGAUUCUCGUUCAAAUGCAAAUUAUGAGGCAAUACGGCAUGUUUUCUCUGCUGCAUUUCCAUUGACUUCUUAUAGGCAACUUGAUUAAAUGAUUGCUCAUUUCCUGAAAUGCAGCUCUUUUCCUCACAUGUAUGUACAGUAUGUCUCAUCUCGACUCAAGGGUGUCAAUUAGGUCUUCCAACACUAACGGGUGCUUAGACUCUCAAAAAUAUUUUUAUAACCUCUUGACUGAAUUUUGUUUUCUCACACUUGUUAAAAUUGUGUUGGAAAAUAAAAAUGCCUAAGCUUUG